Molecule: messenger RNA, 5553 nt
Organism: Esox lucius (northern pike)
Lineage: Eukaryota; Metazoa; Chordata; Actinopteri; Esociformes; Esocidae
Product: stereocilin
Exons: 24
Coding region: 1-5553 (1850 amino acids)
Biological process (GO): cell-matrix adhesion
Cellular component (GO): stereocilium tip; kinocilium; cell surface
Source: RefSeq, a predicted model, not a curated record
AUGGGAGGUCUGAAGACGCUGGGCCUCCUGCCUGGUAGGAGCAUGGGCCUCCCCUCACUCCAGAAGGCUAUAGACAGGCACCGUCUAUCCGGCUUCCUCUACAACAUCUCCAUGUACCUCCAGGAGAUGGGCACUGAGAUGGACGAGCCUGUCUCUGACGAGGAGCAACUGUGGGAGAAGGUCCUGCAGUCAUUUAUUCAGUCGGAGUGGGGUGGCACACAAAACCAUUGGGAGGGCCGAGUGCCCCCCAGGCCCAGUGUCAGACUCCAGGACUGGUUCCUGUCCCUGAGAGGCAGCCCUCACUGGGAUGGACUCCUGGGGCUGUUGCAGAACCUCUUGUCCCUGUUUGAGUGGCAGCCUCACAGGCCGCUGCUGGACUUCCUGUCCCAAAACUGGAGGACGGUGAGCGCCCUGCUGGAGGUGGCCUUGCAGGCGCUGGUCAGCGGGACCUAUGGCCAGGCCAGUGCCGGGCUGCAGGGCUUUAUCUGUGCCCUGAGGGGUCACAGUGACUGUGCCUUCAGUGUCAGCUGGCUAACUCAGCUCCUUAGAUAUUUGGAAACACGCAACUGGAAGCCUGUGGUGAACCUGCAUCCUGCGGGACAAGGGGCCGACCAGAGAGUGGGCUCGGGGGCCUUUGGGCGCCUGAAGCCCUUCAGUGUGCCCCCCGAGGCCCUGAGAGAAGAGGGGAUGUCUGGGAAUGGCUCUCAAGGGAAUGCUGGGGACAGAGGUGACAUGGGGGCUGACCUGUACUCCAUUCAGACCCUGCUCCUACAGGCUUUACUGCGGUCUGAUAUUGGGCAGCGGAUGGGGCAGCUAGCAGAGCAGAACCCCACCCUCCUGCAGGGAUUGGACGGCCUGAGACGAGGGCUCUUACACAGGGUCGGCAGCUCGGUGUACGGCAACCUGAAGAGAAAGGUGUCCCGGGUAACCAUGGCACUGCUUGAUGAUGUCAGCAGUGCGGUACCACAGGCCAAUCAUAAGGGGAGAUGCUCCAUAGGUGAUUUGAGACAGCUAAUCUUAUGGGGAAUCAGACAUAAUGUCACGUGGAAUGCACAGGCUCUGGGCUUCAACUCACAAGGCCCUCCCAGCACCCCUUCCUUUCUUACCUGCACCUCCACAGAGGGUAAGAGAGGGGACCCCCGAUCCCCUAGACCAGCCCGCAGGGGGCGCAAAAAGAAACCAUCCAGCCCAGCUCCGGUUAGGCGUCAUUCCCGUCUCUUCCAGCGCAAGUCUGAACAGGCCGAGGUUGGCCACAGCAACUUGAGGGAGAUGAAAGACUACCCCUCAGCGGAGAUCCUGGAAGCAGCGUGUAACGCCUCCAUCCCGGGCCUGACAGGUGUGUCCAACUUCACCGUGUUCCUCUACUGUAACCUGUUUGAAGGGGAAGACGGGUUAAUGGACCCUGAGAUGGGUCAGGUGGGAGCUGACCUACACGCCACGUGUUCCGAUGCCGCCUGGUACCUGUCCGCAGCUGAGGAUGACUUCCUGUGGGUCCACGUCUGUAGUGAGUUCUUUGCCCACGAGUUCAACAACACUGUGUGCGCCAACUCCUCAUUUUGGCUGGAGAGAGCACACCAGGCUGUGGAAACGAAGGACUACCACUACUUCAAUCACUCCAGUAUCGACGACCUUUGCGUGCAGCUGUCAGUGGUGGAGGAUGGCAGCAGCCCAGGGCCCGGCGAGGCCUGCCUGACCCGGCUGGGCACCAGGUCCCUCAGCGCCCAUGACUUCAGACGCUGCUUCAUGCCCAACUCCUCUACCCUGGUGACAUCACUGUGCGGCGCCGAGUCCCCCGGGACUCACGCCUCACGCUCGUCCCUCCCGGAGAGCAGCUGGGCCGCAGAGUACUGCUCCAGGCUCCGCAACUCCUCCCGACCCGACCGCGCGACGGACACCUGUGACUACCGGAAGUGGACCCUGCCGUAUUUCACCAACGCCACCCUGCUGGAGCUCUGCGGCAGCACAGAGGGGUUGAGGGAGUACGUCUGCCGCAAUGCCGCGCUGCAUCGCAGACUUCUCCCAGCUUAUCCUCGGCUGUCUGACAUUUGCGUUGACCUGGAAAUGGAGCAGGAGGACAGGAAGUGCUUCCUCCAGUGGUUCUUUGACAUGCUCCCGGCACCGUACAACUUUGACACGUCGCAACUUUGCGCAAGCCCUGCUCCGCUGCUGGCCGAGGCGCUGAGCAAGCUGAGCGCGUGUGAGUUGGAGGGGGAUGAGCCCGGAGGCUGGGUUGGGGCGGUGGGCUACGUGCUGAGGAUGCUGGACUUUGUGGUGGGCCUCUCAGCGGGGCUGGACGAGGGGGAGGGGGAGGUGAGGCAGGGCCUGGGUCAGGCCAUUCUCCUCUCCAGUCUUCUCGACAACGCUUCGUUCUGGGCCACGCUUCGUCCCGACGCCUCACUGAGUGUGCUCCACACCGUGGGCGUGUUCCUGCGCAGGGAGCAGAACGCAGCUCUGAAAGAGGACCUGCUCAGCUGCUUCAGUCCUGUAUUAUGGGACCUAAUUCAGAGAGAGGACAACUCCUCUGCCCUCAGAGCCCUAAUGCAGGAGUACCUCCAAAUGCCCAGAGAGAGUAUUCGCACACUGGUGAUGUCAGCAGAGAAAGAUGCUGUGAAGAGGUUUCUGAGACACAUGCACCAGAGCUGGGACCAGCUGCACGUGGAGACCACUCAGAGAGAACUGCAGGCCAUGGAGACCAUGACAUCCGCCUUCAUCCACAAGUUCCCUCGCGUGACCCCUGACCUCUUCCUCGACCUCUCGCAGUUCAUACCCUUCAUGUCUGUUUCUGACAUCAUGAACUUCCCCACUUCACUGAUCAUCAAUGACAGCGUGUUGAUGGCCAUCCGGGACCACAGUGCAGAGAUGAAAUCUCCACAGAAACAGGCAUUUGUGAAGAGGCUUCUGCAGUCCAGUGUGGUUGGAGAUGUCCCCUCCUGGCCACCAUACUUCCUCAACUCCAUCCUCCCACUGCUUCCACAUCUUCCUGUCAGACACUUUCAGCAGCUGACAUCAGACCAGCUGAGUCCCUUGGUAGAGAUGCUAGGAAACACCAGUCUGGAUGGAACGCGUGGACGUCAUAUUCUACGGACACUAUUCAUUAAAAACAGGAACCUCACCAGUGAUUUAAUUUCCAGGCUGGGAGUUCUGGCUUGUUACCUGAACCCAGAGGUGCUGCGUCCGUUUCUGCUGGCAUCCCCAGUGCCCAGCGCUCUUUGGCAGCAGCUGGCUCUCUGUGUGUCGGAGGGACUCAUCAGCGCUUCAGGAAGGCUGUCCCUCUGGUUGGUCCAGGUGGUCAGGCCACUAAACGCCAGCACCCUGCCUCCUCCAGCACUGGCUACCCUCAGAGGCCUACUUCCCCAGCUAGGGGCUCGGUUUCUUCUGUCACUGCCUUCACUUCAGCUCCUGGAUCUGCUAACACAACCAGGUCUGCCCAGCUUCUCCCCAGCACAGCUUACCAUGGAGACGCUGUGCAAGCUAAAGCCCUUACUGCCUGGCCUAUCCCCUGCUGUACUCAGAGACCUACACUGGUCCCCGGCCAGUGGUACCACUCACUGCGAGUGUUGGAGGGCUCUACUGGCUGACCUGAAGCCUGCCCUUAGAGCCAUGCUCUACAGGGCGCUGCAGGAGGCUUUGAACAGCAAUUCAAGGAACUUCACGGUGAAGCUCCAGUGUCUCCUGCCUUUCGUUCCCCUGAGGGAGCUGAUGGAGGCUGUCGAUGGGGAGACCAUCCUGAAAGACAUGAGCCUGUACAGAGACCUGCCCUGGUCCCAUCAGCAGAGGAAAUGCAUUGUUGAGGAGCUGCGGCAAAGACCAGAAGACAUGGAUGGUCUGAGCCCCUGGUUUGCUGCAGGGUUACCGGUGAAACUGAUUGAGAACCUGUCUAACACAUCACUGACAGCCAUCAUGACUUACACUCAGCAGCAUUUUGCGGACUUCCUAAAGCUGCCACGCCAUAAGCAAAUGGCCUUAGCGGAGAAGGCAGUCACUGUGCUGAGUCAUGAUACUGUAGUCACUUGUUCUGCUGUGUCCAUCAAGGGUACUGCUCAGGGCCUGCCUGAGGUGGGGCUCAGUGGGGCUGCUUUGGACCUCCUGGGGCCCCUGUUGCCCUUCCUGGAUAGGGAUACCCUAGCGCUGGUGGAUCAACGAGCCCUGGGGCUUCGUUUGGAUGAGCUGAGGGGUUACUGCUUCCCCCAGGACACCCUGAGAGACAUGGCUGCUCUGCUCACGGGGAGAGACCUGCUAGGAGAGGCAUCGGCGUGGACGGAUGAUGAUGUGGAGCUUGUUGGCAGACUGCUGUUCAUUCUCUCUGCGAAACAGAUAAACUCCAUCCCACUGGUGGUGCUGAGUGCAGACACGGUGGAGGAGGUCCUGGCGGGUCAGCUGUUCUGGGAGAACAGUGAUACGGGUCAGGCCUGUGCGUUCCUGUGUGUGGACCAGCAGGGUCAGAGAGAGAGGUUCCACAGCCUUGUGCGAGGGGUCGUCAGAGCACAGAGCAGGAAGAGCAAAGUCCCCAGCUGUGGUGAUAUAAGAGGCACCUAUCCCUCAGCCUGGACAGCAUAUCAGCUGAGCCGGAUGGCAGCGGACGAGUUGGGGCAGUGUGUUGAGGUCAUAGGUCUGGAUUCUUCACUGAGCCCAGAGCAGCGCAGAGCACUGUGGGUAAAGCUCAGACAGGCUUACCGCCCAGUAAGGGGUCUGAGGCCCGAACAGGUUCUGGGCCUUGGCUGUGUGGUCACUGAACUGGGGGAGAGAGAGCUUCAGGACACUAACCUGACAGACCUUGGUGUCCUGGCCAAUCUGGGGGCACAGACCGAAUGGAGCCCAAAAAAGGUGACUAGGAUACUGUUUUACUAUCAUAUCUGGUUUUCAGACCGGAGGCGUUCCUUGUUCCUGGUGUACUGUUUGACCCUUCAACCCUGUAUGCUGGUUAAGAUGAGAGCAGCGGUUGUUGGCGUAAUGCAGAAGUGGAAGCUGAAGGUAGAGCAUCUUAGCCCUGUAGAUAUGGCUUCUCUAGGAAACCUGCUCUGUGGUUUGACCCUGUCAGAGAUCAAUCGACUGGACCCCUUCAACCUCAGCAUGGCUUCCCUGUUCCUGAGGGAUUUGGCCCUGCCUUGUUCUGAGCAGCAGAUGGUGGCUCUGACCGGCCGUCUCUCCGCUCCUCGGGCCUUUGGUCCAGUCAGUACCUGGGGCCCAGAGGUCUUUACUGAGAUUGGCACAAUAGCAGCGGGUCUGGAUGACAUGGUUCUGUCUGCUCUGGUGCAAGAACAGAUGGAGGGACUCAUCCCUGAAGCUAUCUCCUUGAUUCCCCCUACAAAGAUGGCUGUGGUUUUUAGCUCAGUCCAGUUGUCCUGGUUGAAUGUGGAGCAGGCAUGGGCAGUCACAGAGGACCAGUGGGCGGAGCUGAACAGUGGGCAGAGACAUGCCUUGGGUCUGGCACAGUACGAGGGGGAUGUCCUGCUGGAGCACAGAGGGAGAAACGUGGCCCAGGCAGAACGCUCAGCUGACAGUUUCACUGUGGGUUUAUUGUCUCUAUGCUGUAUGUUAUGGCAACUAUCGUGA